Polistes canadensis is the source of this 6405-nucleotide messenger RNA. RefSeq lists its product as uncharacterized. Gene Ontology annotation, molecular function: metal ion binding. Gene Ontology annotation, cellular component: COPII-coated ER to Golgi transport vesicle. Bases 203 to 4567 code for a protein of 1454 amino acids. Lineage: Eukaryota; Metazoa; Arthropoda; Insecta; Hymenoptera; Vespidae. The transcript has 9 exons. The record is from RefSeq and is a predicted model, not a curated record.
UUCUAUAUAAUAAUCUUAAGAUGAACCGUAAGUUACUUUAUGCUCGUUCGUGACGUGAACAUGUGUUUGCAUAGUGUGAAUGUAUUCUCGAUAUCGUAGUGUCUAUCUUUACAUACAAAAAGUGUUUAUAUCAUUUAAUAGAGCAUUGUAAUGGGAAUUUGGUCAAUUGUUCGUGUUAUUUGUUUUUAAUAAUAAAAGUAAUAUGAGUGGUACUUCGCGUAAAGUGAGAAACCCAUUGCUCUCAGCAGCUGGCAUGGGAUCACCUUUUGAAUAUUAUCCGGAAAAUGCUCUCCUUGUCCCAGUUACACCUGCAACACCUGCUGUUCUUCUAGACGAUGCUGAACUAGACAACUUCGUGGGACAAGAGUCCAGUCAAUCUCAGAAUUCGUCAGUUAGUCAGACAGUUUCGAAUAACGAGUUAGAAGGUGAGAAUUUAUUGGCGAACACAUCUGUUAAUUCAGAGGAGUCAAAUCUGCUGACAAAUCAGCCAACGAAACAAAGUUACUUCACGUCGAUUCUAUCGUCUUUACCAAACUUGUCCCUGUCCUCGAUCAAAGCUGAUUCUUCGGGAAGUCAAGGAGUCGAAGUCACUACUGGCAAACAAGAUAUAAAUCCUUACAGUGUACCUCAAAGUCGCAAUGGUUCAUUACCGGAAACGUCGUCAUUCUUAUCGACUAAUCCUCACGAUCCUUACGAUGUAAACCAAUCAGGAUCUGGUGAGGCUAAUUUAAGAGCGACUACUUUUAUUGCUCCUCCGCAACCAACUCUUCCCCCGAUUAUACCAAUCUCAACAGGUCCGGUUUCUUAUCGACUUGGUAAUCAGCGACGUUUGAAAUAUGCUCCACCGCCUGACUUAACAUCGAAUACUGCGAAACAAUAUCCGAAUCCAUCUGUACAAGAUUUUUUCUCUUCUUCAAACGUACUAGCACCGUCAAGUAUAUUAAAUCCAAAUACAGCAACCAUUGAACAACAAAUAUCAAACAGUAGCCCUGAACUAUCACAAACAUCUGUAAUCUCCCCUUCAGAACAAUUUGUGACACCUGAACAACGUUCACAAAGUACAUCCCUUCAUGGAUCGUUUAGGUCCAGUCCUUCGACGAUAGGAGCUUUCUCCAAUUCCAACGUAACUUCUCAAAGUUCUUUUGGUGAAAUUUCUUUAACAACUGGUCCAUCCGGAUAUUCGGUUUCUUCAUCGAGAUCGAUACCUCCGCGAAAUCUAGAUCCCGCUACCCCUCAAAACACUCCGGCAAACGUUUCCUCUUCUUUUGGUUUUUUUGCGAAUCAGCCGGAUUUUUUGAUGCGAUUUGGAUCUGCGUCUUAUAGUGAAAAAGAACAAGAAGUCACGGACAAUCAAUACACUCACAGCCAGGAUAUUUUUAAGCAGGAAUCGUCCAAUCCUACUUUGAAUGUUUCAAAAACACAGUCGCUUGUGUCUCCAGUAGUUCGCACGUUCAGACCUAUCUCAGCAGCUAAAGUGACAGAAAAAUUAGAACAUUUCUUGGCUGAGCAAAAGGAGGAAUCACCAUCCGGUACUUCGUCGGAUUUUUCUUCCGAAGUAAUCAAUAUCACGCCACAAAAUGGAAAUGAAAUAAAGACUCUUAAUUUUGAAAGUAUACUUCAACCGUCCGGUGAAUCGAAUGAGGAGUCAAAUAAAAUAAAAUCGAACGACGAACCAUCGAACGCUGACUUGUCCAAAAGUGAUUCUUUAUCCGACGUACCUUUGAAUCAAAACUCCUAUGAUAAUACGGACUUACUCAGUGAUCCCCAAGAUUUAAAGAAAAUACAAGGUAUUACAUUCGAUACUCAAACUAACCAAUUAAAUUUGGCUCCUCUACAACAAUCUAAUCAGACGCAAGCAUUGCCUAUUUUACCUUUGGACAAAAAAACAACGGAAACAGCAAUAAAUUUAAACCCAAGAUCAAUUCAAGAAGAAUCCAGAUUAAACUCUACAUUCGUUGAUUUUUCUUCGAACACAUUUAUCGAGCCAGUUGAGAAUAAAACGAAUUAUUUUUUGUUUCAUCCUCAGCAAACUGAUAUUGAUACAAACCUUAAUCAAGUCUCAAAUAUUGAAUUACAUAAGAAAGAAGAAUAUCCUUCCUUUAAUCAACAUUCUACAAAUACUGCACUCGCAAUUCCUCAAUCAAUUUGGAACACUAAUAAAAAUAUCCAAAUACAGAAUAACGAUUCAACACACAACGAUCAAGCUCCACAACCUCCUCAAUUUUAUAAUCCUGCCCAGUUAAUGGGUGAGGCUUACAAAUAUCAAUAUCCUGCAAGUAUAUAUGUACCAACGACCAAUUCUAUAUUUAAUAGUCAAACGCACACGUUUAUUGCUCAAUCUUCGAAAUUGGAAGAAUCACGAAACAUUGUUCCUGAUAACGAUUUUAUAUAUGCACAACGUUCAAUUCCCAUGGCAACAGCUGUACCCGAGCCUACAGGUUCUGCUACUCUUAAUCCAAUUCAAUUAUCGGCAAGUCCAUUCAGUGGUCAUACGACACCAGACAGUAUACCUCAGAGUUUUCAAACCUUGGCUGCUGGUGUUCCAACCGGACGAAUGCAGUACAAAGUAAUAAAUCAUCACUGGUUCUAUCGUAAGGAGGUGGAAAAUAAAGUACUAUGGCUUCCAUUUUCCACAGAGGAUAGCUUACGAUUAGAAAAUGUACAUAAUUCUAGUGAGAUAACUACGGAGACUACAGUAGCUACCGAUGGUGGUCGCUAUGAUGUAGAUAUUCUCAGACGUCAAAGAUCUCCUGUUUAUUGGUCAGGACCUUCGACAGAAGUGAGACGAUGUUCUUGGUUUUAUAAAGGACAUUCAGAGUCCAAAUAUAUCCCUUACGAUGAGAGCAUAGCCGUGAAACUCGAAGAAGAAUUUAAGCAUGCUUGUAUUACGUCAUCUUGGAAUCGCCGAAUAGAUCUGAAUAAUGGAGAAUAUAUUAUUUUUCAUAGUGAAACUGUAUAUGUUCAUUAUUUACAAACAAAUUCUUCAGAUGCGAGUGCCUCUUGGUCUAACCCCACUGAUUCAGAGGACGGUACAUAUUUACAGGGUGGAUGUACUAAGCAACGAAUGGUUAAAAGAGGUGUCGUUGAUUUUAAUAUAGAUAAAGGUGAGCCAGAAAAAAUCGAUCAUCUUCUUUUCGUGGUUCAUGGUAUAGGAAGUGUUUGUGACUUGAAAUUUAGAACCGUUGAAGAAGUUGUUGAUGAAUUUCGGAGUAUAUCAUUGCAAUUAGUACAGUCACAUUAUAAUACCGCCAGUGAACAAGGAAUCGUCAAUAGAAUAGAAGUUUUACCAAUUUCAUGGCACACAACGUUACAUUCCGAUACUGGGAUUGAUAAAAAAUUAAAGGCCAUUACUUUAGAGAGCAUACCAAAGUUACGACAUUUUACAAACGAUACUUUGCUCGACGUACUUUUUUACACUAGUCCGAUAUAUUGUGAAACGAUCAUGCAAACGGUUGGAAAUGAGAUGAACAGAUUAUACACCUUAUUCAAGGAGAGGAAUCCAGAUUUUGAUGGAGGAAUUUAUUUGGGUGGUCAUUCUUUGGGUAGUCUGAUAAUGUUCGAUUUAUUAUGUCAUCAAAAACCUCCGGCGACAGAGGAGAAAGAAGAAGAAGAAGACAGUGAAAUUAACGCCAAAAAUGAAAAUGGAAAUUUGGGUCCUAUACAAUCAUUGGAAGGUCCGACUUUAAAAAGACGUCUCAGUAAGAAAAUCAAUUAUAUGAUAGGUGCUGCUGGAACUGGACAACCUUUUGUAAAUUAUCCCCAAAUAAAUUUUCACCCACGUGCCUUUUUCGCUUUUGGUAGUCCAAUCGGUAUGUUCGUAACGGUUCGGGGUAUUGAUACGCUUGGAGAGAACUUCGCCUUACCUACUUGUCCAGCUUUCUUUCAUAUAUUCCAUCCAUUUGACCCGGUUGCCUAUAGAGUGGAAUCUCUUAUUAAUCCAGAAGCUCAUAAAUAUCGGCCGAUGUUAAUACCUCAUCAUAAAGGCAGGAAGAGAAUGCAUCUAGAAUUGAAAGAAACGAUGGCACGAGUGGGAGCUGAUCUUAAACAGAAAUUUAUUGAUUCCGUUAGUAAUACAUGGAAUUCUAUCUAUCAGUUUGCCUUUCAUAAAUCAGAUAAUGUUCUCGAGCAAGAGAUUGAUAGAGUCGUCGAGAAACAAUUACAGCAAAUACCGAGUGAGUCAGAACAACCGAGUAACGACGAUGGUGGCGCUGAUAUUAAAAUGGGAAACUUGAACGGUGGUCGACGAAUAGAUUACGUUCUUCAAGAGGCACCGUUUGAAUAUAUCAACGAAUAUAUUUUUGCUUUAACAAGUCAUGUUUGUUAUUGGGAAUCUGAAGAUACCAUAUUGAUGAUAUUGAAAGAGAUUUAUGGAUCGAUGGGUAUACAAACUGACGCAAAAUUGCCUCAACAAACUUUGACUAUUGAACGACCAUCGCUAUCUUCAUCUCCGUCAAUUUCCAGUUCUUUUAAAAGCGAUACUUCAGUACCUGUAACAAGCAUGGAUCCUAUAAUAUCCAACAAAUCCAUUGGACCACCCCCUAGAACUGGUUUUGUGAGGAAAUCGUGAUUAACCCCAAGUUAUCGUAUUUCGAGAUAUUUUAUUGAACCCAAACAAUAAAUUCUUUAUAUGACGUUAGAUAAACGAAUUUAGGAAUUAUUAUACGCGUAGACAAUAUUGACGUUAUAUCCGUCACUGAUAAAAAAUUCAGCAUCGAAAAUGAAACAUUGAAAGUGAUCAUCAACGUAACGUAUCGAUAAUCAAUCUAAUAAUAAGCGUGUCCUAAAAAAUCAUCAGAUUAAUGUUAUAUUUUUAGAAUCAGAUUGAAUAACAUAAUGUUCAUGCCUGCGAAUUAUAUAUAAGAUAUCACGACUAUUUGAAUUAGGCUUUCGCAUAGAGAAAUUUUUCAAUGCAUAGACGUUGAAUUUGUGAUUAAAGAGAGAUAUGAUUGUCUGUGUGUGUGUUUGGAUGAAUGUUGAAAAAGAAGUUUGCAACGAAAAGGGUAUAAUGAGGAUAAGAGAUAAAACGUUGUUCUAUAUAUUAAUAAGAUUCAUAAAUGUACAUUAAAUUAAUCUAAUUACCAUAAAUUACAAAUUUUUAAAAUUAUGCUCUGCGAUCGGUUAUAAGUUCAAUUCUAAUUGAACUUAUCGCGUGUUCGAAUUCAAUUAAGUCUUUUAAUAAAUUACUGUAUUCUUUUAUACAUUUAUCUUUCAUCAUAUGCACUCCUCAUAUCACAAUUAAUAGAUAGAACACCAUCGUGCAUCUAUUAUUAUAUGCUAUAUAUUUUUUGAUCGAAUCAUUGAAGUGCCAUCAGCUUAUCGUGGCGACUCGGUUUAGUUACAUCGCAUAAAAAAUAAAAAAACCAAGGAAGGUUUCGAUACAUGCACGGCUAUCACGAAACGCUAAUUAAUUGCAGUGCAAGCCUACCAGGUACAAGGACUGUUUUGCAUUUUGCGUGCAGAUCCUCGUAAAACUACAUGCCUGUCAACUAAGGCGAAUUUCAAGAUGAUUUAUCGUCUCUCGCAAAACGAAGUUUUUCGCGGUGUUUCAUAGCUGCCGUUACUUUUACGAAGCACCGAAAGGCAACGUUUUCGCACAUGCAACUUAACGUUGCUCGCGUUGGUACCUUGGUACGUUGGUGCUUGCUGUACCAUACACACGAAUAUAAAUACAUUUAUCGUCACGAAUCAUUUAUAUUUUGUAUUUUCGACUCUCAGUUUCUUUCUUUUCUUUUUUUAUUCAAAUUUUUCUUCUCCAAAAAUUGUACAAUAUGACAGAUUCAUCUAGGCGAUUUAAAUGAAAUAAAGAAAAUAUUUGUGUCACUUGUAGGAAUUAUCGGAACGAAGAAAUCAGAAUUCAGAAAUGUACAACCACAUAUACGCCGUGCUUAAAAUAUCCUCGGCGAAAGUGAUACCGCCGCGCGAUGAAUUAUGAAUACCAUUUUCAUACACAUCCGCCUGUGUCAACACUGUUUCGUAGUAUAAAGCAACUUGACGAUGUACUAUACUUUGCAUAUGAUGCACGGCCACGUUUUCCUUUUCACCGUGUGAGAAUACUCGGAGAGUACCGCGAGACAGACGUUUAUGCUACGAUGUUGGGGAUAACAAUGAGACAGGAAAGAAAUAAAGAAAAAGAAAACAAAAAAGAAAGAGGGUAGGGAAUGGGGGUGAAAUUUUAGAACGAGUUUCGGUGAGAGUGAUUUACACCUUGGAAAAACUCCCUGACAUUUACGAUACCUACUCGCGAAUUAUUUAUAGCGGUUACCCGUGACGAUGUGUUACCCUCAAACUAUACUUUUCUAUUCCUUUAUUCGCUUUCUUUCUUUUCAUAAGACGACACGACGAUAUAUCUUAACGAUAUCAAUAUAUUUUUAUAUAUCUACAAUUUAAUAUACAGAGUCAAUAAAA